Molecule: messenger RNA, 1053 nt
Organism: Penicillium bovifimosum
Lineage: Eukaryota; Fungi; Ascomycota; Eurotiomycetes; Eurotiales; Aspergillaceae
Product: nitronate monooxygenase
Exons: 5
Coding region: 1-1053 (350 amino acids)
Molecular function (GO): nitronate monooxygenase activity
Source: RefSeq, a predicted model, not a curated record
AUGGCUGAGAAUAUCCUAAAAUGUUUUCCCCACACAACCAGCCCAUUCAUCGCCAGCGCGCCGAUGUUUGGAUUCUCCGACGCCGGCCUAGCUACAGCUGUCACCAAGGCCGGGGGAUUCGGAUUCAUCGGGGGAGGCUUCCUCUUCCAGACCGGGUCUAGUCAACUCACAGCACUCGAUACUCAAUUGACAAAUGCCCGCUCUAUCCUCGGUUUGACUGAUGAGCAACCAUUGCCACUUGGUGUCGGACUAAUCACAUUCCAGCCAGACGGGUUAAUUGAGAAUGUCAUUCCCAUCCUCCAGAAGCACCGGGUCGCAGCUAUUUGGCUGUCCUUUCCCCAGGCUGAGGCUGACCAUCUUCCCAUCAUUCGAGCCAUUCGACAAACUCAAAGGGUCUCUGGGUGGGAAACGAGGAUAUUCUCCCAGGUAGGGAAUAUUGCCGCUGCAAAGGAAGCAAUCCAGCAAAAGGUAGAUGGCCUAGUCAUCCAGGGAACGGAUGCAGGUGGACAUCAGUGGGCUCAGGGCGCUAGUCUGAUCUCCCUUUUGCCCGAGGUACGAGACCUUCUAUUAGAGACUGGGAACACAACUACUGCUGUUCUGGCAGCUGGUGGUAUUGUUGAUGGAAGGGGCUGUGUUGCUGCCCUCGGACUUGGCGCCGAUGGUAUUGUCAUGGGCACUCGGUUCGUUGCAACCUCAGAAUGCCCCGCGCCAUCUGAGAUAAAGCAGACCAUUCUAUCGACUACCGAUGGCGGAGUUUCAACCGUUAAGACCACCAGACACGAUGUGUUCCAGUCAACCGAUGUCUUCCCGCGCCGGUAUGAUGGCAGGGCUGUUGUGGGGAUGAAUUACCGUGACUCGGAAGAAGGUGUGUCUGACGAAGAGAUCAUCCGACGACACAACGAGGCCAGAGCGGCUGGCGAUGAUCGGAGGCGGACGGUGUGGGCGGGUACAAGUGUUGGAAGUAUCAAGGCAGUGGUCCCUGUUGAAGAUCUCAUCAAGACCACUCAGCAGGAGGUCAGGGCGAUACUCGAGCGAGUGAAGGCAGGACUUUAG